Molecule: messenger RNA, 7000 nt
Organism: Electrophorus electricus (electric eel)
Lineage: Eukaryota; Metazoa; Chordata; Actinopteri; Gymnotiformes; Gymnotidae
Source: RefSeq, a predicted model, not a curated record
GAUGGAGGAAGGAAUAAAUGCAAGAUGGCUCCUCAUAUAAAAUCAGCCUCCUGCCUUCUCUUUUGUGAUCAACAAAAUUACUUUUCUCUACUUAUUCGACUGAAAUAUCUGUUUGGGAGGAGUGCGGAGGGUUGAACCGAUAUCCGUGGCGAUCGCGUACCUCGGUGUGGCCGGGGAUAUUUGAGGGGGGGUGUUUUUGGAGGCUGGUGUGAACACACAGGGCCUUCUUCAGCUCGACACCGGCCGAUUUGGGAUCUGUCUCGUCCACACCUGAGCAGUUAAUUAUCAAAGAUCAUAUUUACAUUAGGCCAAGAUCUACUUACGUUGUUUUUUUACACCAUGGCUGUUUCAAGGCUUGAGCGCCUGUUCAUCUUAUUGGACACUGGCACGACUCCUGUGACAAGAAAAGCUGCUGCACAGCAGCUGGGCGACGUGGUCAAGCUCCACCCACAUGAGCUAAAUAACCUGUUAUCAAAGGUUUUAACAUAUUUAAGGAGUCCUAACUGGGACACACGAAUUGCAGCUGGACAAGCAGUUGAAGCUAUAGUAAAGAAUAUUCCAGAAUGGAACCCAGCCCCGAAGCCAAAGGAAGAGUCCUGCACAGACGACAUGUCUCCCGAUGACACCUCUUCAGACCGACUGAGGUUCUACAGGUUUGACAUCUCCCGCUUGCUGAAGCAUGGAGCAUCGUUGCUUGGUUCUGCCGGUGCAGAGUUUGAGCUGCAGGAUGACAAGUCGGGCGAGGUUGACCCAAAGGAGCGCCUGGCCCGGCAGCGGAGGCUCUUGCAGAAGAAGCUGGGCCUGGACAUGGGUGCUGCCAUCGGCAUGGACACGGAGGAGCUGUUCAACGACGAAGACCUGGACUACACCUGCCCCUCCAAUACAAGCCGAGGGCCGGCUGGUAAAGGGCCUGCCUGCCACAGCUCACGGGAACACACAGUACAUCCAGAAGGCCUUUGUAGACACAAUGACUCCUUUUGCCUUUAUCGGCCCAUGCAGGCAGCAGAGUUGAUAGACUCUGAGUUCCGGCCAGGCAUGAGCAAUCGACAGAAGAACAAGGCUAAGCGGAUGGCCAAACUGGUGGCAAAGCAGCGGUCGAGAGAUCUGGAUCCGAAUGAAAAGAGCAACGACAGCUUUGAAGGGGAACCGGAAGAGAAACGUCGGAAAACCACGAACAUAGUCAUCGACCAGCCAGCAACCGACAACAAAGUCUUAAUCGAUAACGUUCCUGAUAACUCCAGCUUGUUUGAGGAGAGUCAAGAAUGGCCUCUGGAGAGUUUCUGUGAGGAGCUUAGUAAUGAUCUUUUCAACCCAUCCUGGGAGGUUCGUCAUGGCGCAGGCACGGGCCUGCGGGAGGUGCUCAGGUGUCAGGGAGCAGGAGGGGGAAAGUUGGUGGGCAGCACUGCACAACAGUUGACCCAGCAACAUCAGGAAUGGCUGGAGGAUUUGGUCAUCAGGCUCCUCUGUGUCUUUGCUCUGGACCGGUUUGGGGAUUUUGUGUCUGACGAGGUUGUUGCACCAGUAAGGGAGACGUGUGCACAGACGCUGGGCGUGGCCUUGCGGCACAUGACUGACAGCGGUGUUGCCAUGACGGUAGAUGUGCUGCUGAAGUUGCUGACUGAGGAUCAGUGGGAGGUUCGGCAUGGAGGGCUGCUGGGCAUCAAAUACGCCCUUGCUGUCAGACAGGAUCUCAUCUCGGAGCUGCUACCUCGGGUGCUUCCUGCAAUCACGGAUGGGCUGCAGGACCUGGACGACGACGUGCGUGCCGUUGCAGCUGCUGCCCUCAUUCCUGUCGUGGAGGGACUGGUGCGGUUGCAGCCGGCCAAGGUUCCCUUUAUAGUCAGCACUCUGUGGGACGCCCUGUUGGAGCUGGAUGACCUCACGGCCUCCACAAACAGCAUCAUGACCCUGCUGUCUUCCCUGCUCACGUACCCUCAGGUGCUCCACUGCAGCAUGCAGCAGUCACUGACGGUGCUGGUUCCUCGAGUGUGGCCCUUCCUGAGACACACCAUCGCCUCUGUCCGCCGCGCUGCCUUGGAGACGCUCUUCACGCUGCUCUCCAAAGCUGACCAGAGCUGUGCUGUGUGGCUGAACCCUAUUCUUCAAGACAUGCUCAGACACAUCUUUCAGUCCUGUAUUCUUGAGAGCAACCAGGAGAUACUCGAUCUCAUCCAGAAGGUGUGGGGAGAGUUGUUGCGGCAGGCCCCACAGCAGUACGUGGUAGCGGCCAGCUGUCCAUGGAUGGGCGCCUGGCUCUGUUUGAUGAUGCAAGCGCCUCACAUUCCCAUUGACCUCAACAUGCUGCUAGAGGUCAAAGCCCGCUGCAAGGCCAGUGGUAAGGCUCGGCAGGGCGGGCUGCAUGUGAAGGAGGCGGUACAGGAGUACAUUGGAGGAGCCGACACUGUCACCGAGGACUCGGCCACUCGAGACUACAUAGUGAUGCGUGCUCGACUUAUGGCUGCCAAGCUGUUGGGGGCGCUGUGCAGCUGUAUCUGUGACCCACAGCUGAACAGCUCCACUCAGGAGAUCCGUCCAGCAGAGUCCCUAGGCCAGCUGCUGCUGUUCCACCUGAACUCCAAGUCGGCUCUACAGCGCAUCGCUGUAUCCAUGGUGCUCUGUGAGUGGGCCUCCCUGCAGAAGGAGUGCGAGGUGGUUUCCAGCGUGGUCCGACCUCGUCUGCUGGCCGUUCUCUCGGAGCAGCUGUAUUACGACGAGAUCGCCAUCCCCUUUACCCGCAUGCAGAACGAAUGCAAGCAGCUGAUCGCCCUGCUGGCCGACGCCCACAUCGACGUGAGGGAUCGGGUCAACUGCAGUGUCUUCACCAUCGAUCAGGCCAACGAGCUGGUAACCACCAUCUUCUCGGAGGCCACGGCCUCUCUGAACCCAAAGUCCCGCCACUUUCAGCCGCUGGACAGCAAGAGGCAGCAGACCCGCUCCACCGUGGCCGAGGCGGGGGCCGAGUGGCAGCAGCUGCACCUGCGCGUGCACACCUUCGCCGCCGCCGCCGUCGUGGGCCUGGCCGCGCUGCCCGACAAGCUCAACCCGCUGGUGCGGCCCCUCAUGGAGGCCGUCAGGCGGGAGGAGAACACACUGGCACAGGGCUACGCGGCCUCCGGUCUCGCCCGCCUGCUGCAGCUGUGUGCGGCCCGAUCACCCUGUCCCAACACCAAGAUCGUGAAGAACCUGUGCGGCUCGGUGUGCGCCGACCCCGCCCUCACGCCCAACGCGGCCUGCCCUGUCCCAUCCCCUGUGCCGCCUGCCCCCGAGGGUGCCAAAGCCAGCGCGUCGGAGAAAGACUGCAUGCGCCACAUGGUGAAUAAGACAAAAGGCAUCAUCACCCUCUACCGCCAUCAGAGAGCCGCGUUUGCCAUCACCAGCAAAAGAGGCCCCACCCCCAAACCGUCCAAAGCUCCUCCCAAUGACCUGCCCCAAGGCAGCGCUGUCUCCAUGGAAACAGAUGAGAGUAAGAAGCCCAUCCUAAUUCAGAGGAGAGGGGCCGAGUUCUCGCUGACGACCAUCGCGAGGCACUUUGGGCUGGAGCUGACCGGGGCCUUGCCUCAUCUCUGGGACAGCAUGACGGGCCCGCUGAAGGCUGUCGCAGACGUGCACGGCUUUGAUGGCAGACAACUCUUGGAGAAGGGCGAUUCAGUAGCCCAGGAGCUGGUCAACUCUCUGCAGGUGCUGGAGAUCGCUGCAGGUGCCAUGGCUGAAGAGCUCAUCCCUCUGUUGUUGGAGCAGCUGCCGCUACUGUGCACCUGUCUCCAGCACCCGUACACGGCCGUCCGCCACAUGGCGGCCCGCUGCGUGGGUGUGCUCAGCAAGAUCGCCACCAUGGAAACCAUGAACGUUUUCCUGGAGCGCGUGCUGCCAUGGCUGGGCGCUAUCGAUGACAGCACCAAACAGGAGGGGGCCAUCGAAGCCAUGGCCUGUGUGAUGGAGCAGCUAGACGUGGACAUCGUGCCCUACAUCGUGUUGCUGGUGGUCCCCGUGCUGGGCCGCAUGAGCGACCCCAGCGACAGCGUGCGCUUCAUGGCCACUCAGUGCUUCGCCACGCUCAUACGUCUGCUGCCUCUGGAGGCUGGCAUCCCAGACCCACCCAGCAUGUCGGACGAUCUUAUUCGCCAGAAGGCCAGAGAGCGUCACUUCCUGGAACAGCUGUUGGACGGCAGAAAGCUGGAGAACUAUAAAAUUCCUGUGCCUAUCAAGGCGGAGCUCAGGAAGUAUCAGCAGGAUGGAGUGAAUUGGCUGGCGUUUCUGAAUAAGUACAAGCUCCAUGGGAUCCUGUGUGAUGACAUGGGUCUGGGCAAGACUCUGCAGUCCAUCUGCAUUCUCGCUGGAGACCAUUACCUCAGGGCACAGGAGUAUGCCAAAAGCAAGGCUGUGGACUGUUGUCCUCUGCCCUCCAUAGUCGUGUGCCCCCCUACUCUGACGGGCCAUUGGGUGGAUGAGGUGGGCAAGUUCUGCUCUAAGGAGUACCUGAACCCUUUGCACUAUACAGGCCCCCCUACGGAGAGAGCACGAUUACAGCACCAGGUAAAAAAACACAACCUGGUAGUAGCCUCAUACGACGUAGUGCGGAAUGACAUCGACUUUUUUAGACAUAUUAAAUUCAAUUACUGUGUCCUCGACGAGGGCCACGUUAUUAAGAACGGCAAGACGAAACUCUCCAAGGCUAUUAAGCAGCUGGUGGCUAACUACAGACUUAUCCUGUCAGGAACUCCCAUUCAGAAUAAUGUUCUGGAGCUGUGGUCUCUCUUUGACUUCCUGAUGCCAGGCUUCCUGGGCACAGAGCGCCAGUUUGCCGCCCGCUAUGGGAAGCCCAUCCUCGCUAGCCGAGACGCGAAGAGUUCCUCCCGGGAGCAGGAAGCUGGGGUCCUGGCUAUGGAGGCCCUGCAUCGGCAGGUGCUGCCCUUCCUCCUGAGGAGGAUGAAGGAGGACGUCCUUCAAGAUCUGCCACCUAAGAUUAUACAGGACUACUACUGCAACCUCAGUCCUCUCCAGAUUCAGCUGUAUGAGGACUUUGCAAAGUCUCGGGCGAAGGUGAGUGUGGAUGAUGUCAUCUCCACCGCAGCACAAGAGGAUGCAGAGAAACCCAAACUCAAGGCUACAGGUCACGUCUUCCAGGCCCUACAGUACCUGAGGAAGCUGUGCAACCACCCGGCGCUGGUGCUGACCCCUCAGCACCCCGAGCACAAGCGAAUCAGCCAGCAGCUGGCCGCCCAGCACUCGGGCCUGCGCGACAUCCAGCAUGCACCCAAGCUCUCCGCUCUCAAACAGCUGCUGCUGGAUUGCGGCCUGGGCUCUGGAGGGUCGGCAGACGGUGGGGAAGCCGUGGUAGCCCAGCACCGCGUGCUCAUCUUCUGCCAGCUGAAGAGCAUGUUGGACAUCGUGGAGCAGGACCUGCUGAAGCCCCAGCUGCCUGCCGUCACCUACCUGCGGCUGGACGGCAGCGUGCCUGCCGGCAUGCGCCACUCUAUAGUCUCCAGGUUCAACAAUGAUCCCUCUAUAGAUGUGCUGCUUCUGACCACCCAUGUAGGUGGGCUGGGUUUGAACCUCACAGGAGCGGAUACUGUGGUGUUCGUUGAACAUGACUGGAACCCUAUGAGAGACCUGCAGGCAAUGGACCGCGCUCACAGAAUAGGACAGAAACGCGUGGUGAACGUGUAUCGCCUGAUCACGCGAGGCACGCUGGAGGAGAAGAUCAUGGGCUUGCAGAAGUUUAAGAUGAGCAUAGCCAACACGGUCAUCAGCCAGGAGAACGCCAGCCUCCAGAGCAUGGGCACAGAGCAGCUGCUCAACCUCUUCACCUUGGACAAGAACGGAAACCUGCAGUCAUGUAUGCCCUUUGUGGACGGCACUGGACAGCUCCACGACAACGUCACAGUAAUGGAUGAUAAAGCGGAGAAGAGCGAGGGGCCGUCGUCGUCGAAAGCCAGUAUGAAGUCUGUACUGGAUGGUCUGGGGGAGCUGUGGGACCAGCAGCAGUACGAGGCCGAGUACGACCUGGACAGCUUCAUGCUCUCGCUGCACUAACCCGCAGGAUUCUCGCCUGCUGCGGCGGGUCGUCUCCCGCCAUGGGCCCACGCCCAUCUAUGUUUGUUUUGGCUCUGGUCCCGCCCACCGCCCGGACUACGUUACGGGCCACUUUUGGCUCGUAGGACAGCCGCUGUUGAACAAGCUCCUGGGCAUAAAACGCUCUGACCUGAAUCUUUGCGGUUUCUUGGGUCAGUCCUGAUGGCGCGGCGCUCUGCCUUUUUAAAGGCCCUGUACACUCCAGCCAGCCGGGGAGGAACACGAGCCGAAGAAACUCCUCAACCACGAUUCGACUGGUUUAAAGACUUCGUCCGACCACAGUGUGGGGACCCAUACAUAAUGUGUUAGAGCGGGGACACUAGAGGCGCUAAUCAGUAUAAUCCACUACCUUACCUGCCCUGUACAGUCUUAAAGCUUACCUCGAACUGCCCAUCAGUAUUGGAUCUUAAUAGACAAGAGCUUUAGGAUUUUUGUACAUCUCAUUUAUUUUUGUAGACAAGAUGGCCAACUAGGCACACUCCUGAUGCACUGAAAAGGUUUCUGUAGCAUCUAUGCAUAUUCACUAGGGGAGAAACUAGAUGUAUUUUAGAAAUGAAGGGGUUGGGGGUGGAGAGGAAGUGGAACAAAUUCAUAUUUUCUCCAGUAGGGGGCAAAAAUCUCUCCUCUGAAGCACAGUGCCUGUCAGGACCUUGUCAGUUUAGCUUGGAACGUGAAACACGCCUACAAAAACUACUUGCACACAGAAAUAAAUGUGAAAUAUCUGCUCCUGUGCAAGUGCCCAGUCCUAACUGUAAACAUGGGUACUGUUGACCUGGCAGACAUGGGAUAUUCACAGAACCAUGUCAGAUAUUUUUAAAAAGGGAAAAACGAGGACUUAAUAUUUCUGUAAAUUAUAUAUAUAUAAAUAUAUUUUUUUUGCCUCUUUUGAUCAAGCCAGUAGAAUUUUAAUAAAUUCUAACGAGCUUUC